Messenger RNA from Fonsecaea multimorphosa CBS 102226, 1329 nucleotides. RefSeq lists its product as uncharacterized. Bases 1 to 1329 code for a protein of 442 amino acids. The record is from RefSeq and is a predicted model, not a curated record. The transcript has 4 exons. Lineage: Eukaryota; Fungi; Ascomycota; Eurotiomycetes; Chaetothyriales; Herpotrichiellaceae.
AUGACUCGCGGGAAUCAGAGGGAGAAGGCUCGCGAGAAGAACCUGAAGGACCAGGCUGGACAGAAAAAGAAGAACACGCAAUCCGGCACCGAGUUUCAGCGAACGAAAGAAGCGCAGGCAGCCAUCAUGCGGGAGAAACAAGCAAAAGGUGGGCUCAUAGCGACACUGCAGUCCGGCAUAAAGCCAUUCUGGCCCCUCCUCUUCACAUUCAUCCUCCCCCGAGCGAUCAACUACUACAGCGCCCUAAAGACGGCAUACCGCACCAGGGCACCGCCUCGCCCUCUCCCGAAGCGGACCAGCCGCGGGCUGAACGCGCUGUUCGCAUCGAUAUGCGUCUUUUUGUACCUGUCGUGGCCCUUGAAGGGUGAUGUUAGGGACCACAAUGUGUUUGUGGUCACGCAGUCGCGGCUGUCGGUGCCCACGGACGUGCUCUUUGAGAGACUGGCGCUGGUGCGGGAGAAUGGGAUUCUCACUGCAGCCGACGAGGCUUUGAGGGCGAAAUUGACUUCUCCAGCCCUCCGCCAACUCUACCUCCGCUUCGGGCCUUCGACACUCAGAGACUGUCCCUUCUGCCACCCAGACGACCCCAUGUCGUACUUACUCUACCACCUUCCCACCAACUGUGUGCUACCCCAUCUCUUCCACAUCUUCUCCCUAGGUCUCGCGACCUCGGAGGCCGUCGCGGGCUACGAAGCCUCGACGUGGCGACGCGCCGCGAUCCCCGCGGCCCUGGUCCUCGCGGCCACAGACAUGUUCCUCACAUCGACGUAUACGCCGGCCGUGGCGAUCAGCACGACCGCCCCGGGGGGCAUAUUCUGGCUCGCGUGCACGGCGCGGUAUUUGAGCCUGUGCAUAUUCGACAUGUGCGCGGCGCUGUGCAUCUACGUCUCCGCGACGGGGCGGUUCUCCUACCUCUUCUUCCCUCUGAGCACCGCCGCCGCCCACAACGACCCGGAACUCUCGCGCCGCCGCACCGACGAGCUGCUCACGCAGGCGAACCUGGCGCUCCAACUCGCCGCCACGAAUCUGCGCGCGUACUCGAUCGCGCGCAACGCCGUGGUGCGGAACCGGACCCUCAAGGAUCGCGACGACGCGUACUGGCGCGCCGUGGUCGCCGUCGAAAGCACAGGUGCACCCGCUGGUGCGGACGGAGAUGUCGACGACGACACGCUGUACGAGGACGAAGAGGUGCAGGCCGCCAUCGCAAGGGCCUAUGGCACCGGAGCCAUCAAUAUCGCCACUGUCAAAAGGGAGGCGGAGGCGUUUGUCAGGCACGCGACCAGGGGCUUGGAUGCUCCUACAACUCAGAAUCCGACUCCGAAUAGAUAG